Hippoglossus stenolepis (Pacific halibut) is the source of this 2402-nucleotide messenger RNA. RefSeq names its product zinc finger protein with KRAB and SCAN domains 8. The record is from RefSeq and is a predicted model, not a curated record. Gene Ontology annotation, molecular function: DNA-binding transcription factor activity, RNA polymerase II-specific; RNA polymerase II transcription regulatory region sequence-specific DNA binding. NCBI's taxonomy places the organism in Eukaryota, Metazoa, Chordata, Actinopteri, Pleuronectiformes, Pleuronectidae. The transcript is spliced from 2 exons. The coding region runs from base 69 to 1364 and encodes 431 amino acids. Gene Ontology annotation, cellular component: nucleus. Gene Ontology annotation, biological process: regulation of transcription by RNA polymerase II.
GUAUCUGUUUUCCUGCCGCUGGCUCUCUUUGCUCGCUCCGAGACUCAAAGUGCGCAGAAAGGAGGAACAUGUGCGCCGUGCAGCUGCUGCGGGUGUCGGUACAUGAGCGGAUCAGCGCUGCCGCUGAAGACUUUCUGCUGCAGGUGGAGAAAGGAGGAGGAAAGGCUCAAGUCCCGGCGAUGAGAGCGAUGCUCACCGAGCGGCUAACGGCGGCGGCGGAGGAGAUCGUAUCUGUGUUUGAGGAAACCGUGGCGGAGUACGACAGAGUGGAGCGGUCAGAGCGGGAGAUCUGCCGCCAGAGGAGGCUGCUCGAUGCCGUGAUGCAGCCCGAAGUCCGGCUGCACAGAGCAGACUUCCUGCAACUGGUGGUGAGUAAAGAAGAGGCUCCCUCUGAGCAGCAGCAGUGGAGCCCCCUUGUGGACCAGGAGGACCCAGAGCCCCCCCACGUUAAAGAGGAACAGGAGGAACCGUGGACCAAUCAGAAGGGAGAGCAGCUUCAACAACUGGAGGAGGCUGAUAUCAAGUUCACAUUGACUCCCGUCGCUGUGAAGAAUGAAGAAGAUGAAGAGAAACCUCAGUUGACACAGCUUCAUCAGAGUCAGACUGAGGAGAACAGUGCGGACUGUGGAGGACCAGAACCAGCCAGGAACUCAGGUCCUGAUGGACACUUACAACCAGGUCCUGAGGACAAGACUGAAGACUCCUCUGAGACUGAAGACUCCUCUGACACUGAAGUCAGUGAUGAUGAGGAUUGGAUGGAGACCAGGGAACCUCGGUCUUGUUUAAAUACAAGAAAUAACAAACAGCCUCUAAGCGAUAUGAGAUGUAAAACUGACAAGAAAUCAUUUAGUUGCUCUGAGUGUGGUAAAAGAUUUAACCGAAAGUACAAUCUAACUAUACAUAUGAGGGUUCAUACAGGAGAGAAACCCUUUAGUUGUUCUGAGUGUGAUAAAAGAUUUUCGCAUGAUUGUUACUUAAAGCGUCAUGUGAGCAUUCAUACGGGAGAGAAACCAUUUAGUUGCUCCGAGUGUGGUAAAACAUUUGGACUAAAGGGCAUUCUAAAUAUUCAUAUAAGGAGUCAUUCAGGAGAAAAACCCUUUAGUUGCACUCUGUGUGGUCAGAAAUUUAGAGCAAUUGCUGGUUUAAAGAGACAUAUGACAAGUCAUACAGGAAAGAAACCAUUUAGUUGCUCUGAGUGUGGUAGAAAAUGUAAUGAUAAGAGCAAGAUAACUGAACAUAUGAGAAUUCAUACAGGAGAGAAACCAUUAAGUUGCACUAAGUGUGGUAAAACAUUUAGAUAUAAGAGCCUUCUAAAUCGACAUAUGAGGAGUCAUACAGGAGAGAAACCCUUAAGUUGCACUUAGUGUGCAAAAAAUGUAACAAGACGUCCAACAUUAUAUAAGUGACUAUAACACUAAUAACUUCCCAGUUUGAUUUAUUUAGUACAUGAGCAAUAUAAUUUUUUUCAUCAUAUUAUUUUCAGUAUCAUGUGCAAGAUUACUUAACAUUUCCACUUACUGACACUUUUGUUUUGUAUGUUUUUUUCUCAUGUAACUUUAUUUUAUUUUUGCUUCCAUUUAUAUUUACAAUUAAGCCCUGGUUCUCAAUUACUCAGUAUACACUUUAUAUUGCAUUUGCCAUACACUUUUAUUUUCACUUAUUCUUUUUUAUUCUGCAAACGAGCAAAAGAAUUUCCUCCAGGAUUAAUAGUCUUAUCUUCCAUUUAAAUGGUUCCUAUCACUGCAUGAUGUUUUCUCCUUCACUGUGGCAAUAUAAUCUUUUUCUUUUUUUUUAUAUAUAUUUCUUUCUCCCCAUGUUGCACCGACUUGUUUCUUGACACAAAUGACUGCUUAUCCGUAUGUGGCUUGUGUGAUGGUGCACUACAGAGGCCCCUUUAAUUUGCAAUCUCUUUGCACUCAUGAUUAUAACUUAUCUCUUCAAUGCUGUAACCGUUGUAGGGCAGUGUUUGUCUCAUUCGGGUCUUUGUCAGAGCAAGUGGGCACCUCUGAGGAUGUGGUCCAUGGUCUGGGGAGUCUCACCACAGGGGGCUUGGUGUUGAUUCCCCUCUUUUGCCCUGGCUGUUUCCCAGUCCUCCCUGCUGAGAGUAGGCUUAGAAUUUGUGCUUGGCAGGGCCUCGUUGUACAGGCCAGUCACUCUCCCUUCACAUCUGCACUUGACAAAACUGAACUACUUUUCCUUCCUGGGAAAGGCUCUCCCACCGAUGACCUGACUCUUACCUUUGACAACUCUGUUAGCCCCCGCCCAGACUGCUAAGAACCUGGGUGUGACACUCGACAGUCAACUCUCCCUUACUGCCAACAUUAUUGCAACGACCCGUUCCUGUAGAUACAUGCUGCACAACAUCAGGAGAAUAUGUCCCCUUCUCACUCAGAAGGCGGCGC